Molecule: messenger RNA, 889 nt
Organism: Neopsephotus bourkii (Bourke's parrot)
Lineage: Eukaryota; Metazoa; Chordata; Aves; Psittaciformes; Psittacidae
Gene: ARL6IP1
Product: ADP ribosylation factor like GTPase 6 interacting protein 1
Exons: 6
Coding region: 145-798 (217 amino acids)
Source: RefSeq, a predicted model, not a curated record
GCGGGUGGCGCCGGGAACACUCGUCCCUUCUGCGGCGGGGAAGGUGCCUUGUCUCCCGGUGGCUGGGCAAGGGUUGGCGGCUGCUCGGCCCUGCUCGUGCCGGGGGAGGUGGGGGAGCCGGGCCUAUCUGCGCCGCAGCUGCCGAUGGCCGCCUCGGCUCCCGAGCUUGUGAAUCGCAGGGGUGCUAUCUCACGGCGCUCGGGUUUGCUUCUCAAAGCUCUCGCUGCUGAAACUGCAAGCUUGGAAGAGCAGUUGCAAGGAUGGGGAGAAGUGAUUUUGAUGACCGAUAAAGUUCUUCGCUGGGAGAGAGCCUGGUACCCUCUGGCGCUGAUGAGUGUUGUUUCCUUCUCUUUUCUGAUGAUCUACUACUUGGACCCAUCAGUUCUUUCAGGUGUCUCCUGUUUCGUUAUGUUCCUCUGUUUGGCUGAUUAUCUUGUUCCGGCUCUUGCACCUAGAAUCUUUGGCUCUAACAAGUGGACUACAGAACAGCAGCAAAGAUUUCAUGAAAUCUGCAGCAGUUUGGUGAAAUCUCGUCGCCGGAUUGUUGGCUGGUGGAAACGUCUCUUCACACUGAAGGAAGAGAAGCCUAAAAUGUACUUCAUGACCAUGCUUUUUUCUCUUGCUGUGGUUGCCUGGAUUGGACAGCAAGUUCACAAUCUCUUCCUGACCUAUCUUAUCGUAAGCUUCCUGUUGCUUUUUCCUGGACUCAACCAGCAUGGGAUCAUCACAAAGUAUGUUGGAAUGGCAAAAAGGGAGAUUAACAAACUUCUCAAGCACAAGGAAAAGAAAAAUGAAUGAAGACAUAACUGCUGUUCUUCACUCUUGUAAAAGGUUUCCUGGGGAACAGUUUUGAGAGUUAUUGUAUAAUUUCAGUAGAAGUUGUAUUGCU